UCAAAACUCCUCCAACUUUUCAGGCCAUUCUCUUCUCUCACACAAAACAAAUCUUACACUUGACACUUCUCUUCUCUACAUAUUCUCUCUUCUCAAUCUUCCUCACCAACAAGAACAAAUUCAUCAUUCUCACCAUGACCCAUAACCAAAACGAACCUCACCGUCCCGUCCCUGUCCACGUCACAAAUUCCGACCAAAACCAAAACCAAAACCCAAACAACCUCCCAAACUUCCUCUUAUCCGUGCGUCUCAAAUACGUCAAACUCGGUUACCAUUACCUAAUCUCCAAUGCUCUCUACAUCCUCCUCCUCCCUCUCCUCGCCGCAACAAUCGCAAACCUCUCUUCCUUCUCCCUCAACGACCUCACUCUCCUCUACAAUCACCUCCGUUUCCAUUUCCUCUCCGCCACACUCGCCACCGGGCUCCUAAUCUCUCUCUCCACGGCCUACUUCACCACCCGUCCUCGCCGUGUCUUCCUCCUCGACUUCUCAUGCUACAAACCAGACCCUUCUUUAAUCUGCACUCGAGAAACGUUCAUGGACCGAUCUCAACGUGUAGGUAUCUUCACGGAAGAUAAUCUUGCUUUUCAGCAAAAGAUCCUCGAGAGAUCCGGUCUUGGUCAGAAAACUUACUUCCCUGAAGCUCUUCUUCGUGUUCCUCCUAAUCCUUGUAUGGAAGAAGCGAGGAAAGAAGCCGAGACGGUUAUGUUCGGAGCCAUCGACGCGGUUCUUGAGAAAACUGGUAUUAAACCGAAGGAUAUUGGGAUUCUUGUGGUGAAUUGUAGUUUGUUUAAUCCGACUCCGUCACUUUCUGCGAUGAUUGUGAAUAAGUAUAAGCUUAGAGGGAAUAUUUUGAGCUAUAAUCUUGGUGGAAUGGGUUGUAGUGCUGGACUUAUCUCCAUUGAUCUCGCUAAACAGCUUCUCCAGGUACAACCAAACUCAUACGCACUAGUUGUGAGCACAGAGAACAUAACCCUAAACUGGUACUUAGGCAACGACCGAUCAAUGCUUCUCUCUAACUGCAUCUUCCGUAUGGGUGGAGCCGCCGUACUUCUCUCUAACCGUUCCUCCGAUCGCAGCCGUUCAAAAUAUCAGCUCAUCCACACCGUACGUACCCACAAAGGAGCCGAUGACAACGCAUUCGGCUGCGUGUACCAACGAGAAGACAACAACGCAGAAGAAACCGGCAAAAUCGGAGUCUCUCUCUCCAAAAACCUAAUGGCCAUAGCCGGAGAAGCUCUCAAGACAAACAUCACAACUCUAGGACCACUAGUCUUACCAAUGUCGGAACAGCUUCUCUUUUUCGCAACCCUUGUGGCUCGAAAAGUCUUCAAAGUCAAGAAGAUAAAGCCUUACAUUCCUGAUUUCAAGCUAGCUUUUGAGCAUUUCUGUAUCCACGCGGGAGGCAGAGCCGUUCUUGAUGAGAUAGAGAAGAAUCUUGAUUUAUCCGAGUGGCAUAUGGAGCCGUCUAGGAUGACGUUGAACCGGUUUGGUAAUACUUCGAGUAGCUCGCUUUGGUAUGAGCUUGCUUAUAGUGAAGCUAAAGGGAGGAUUAAGAGAGGAGAUAGGACUUGGCAGAUUGCUUUUGGAUCCGGUUUCAAGUGUAAUAGUGCUGUUUGGAAAGCUUUGAGAACGAUUAAUCCGAAGAAUGAGAAGACGAAUCCUUGGAGUGAUGAGAUUCAUGAGUUUCCUGUUGCAGUUCCUAGGAUCACUCCGGUUUCGUCUUCCUAAUUUUUUUGUUUUAAUUCUUUUGGUGAAACAUUUGUUAUGUUUUUAUUUAAUGUACUUAUGUGACAUAUAUUAUUUACUAGUAUUAAUUAUCUUAACAUAUGUAUAUGGUUUCAUUCAUGUGUGCAAGUUUGCCACGUGUUACAACGUGUCAAUCAAUAAUGAUACGUAUAUGGUUCGUGUCAAUGUACUUGAAACCUGUAAUAAAAUUGUAUCUUUCUAAGAAA
Molecule: messenger RNA, 1954 nt
Organism: Eutrema salsugineum
Lineage: Eukaryota; Viridiplantae; Streptophyta; Magnoliopsida; Brassicales; Brassicaceae
Product: 3-ketoacyl-CoA synthase 20
Exons: 2
Coding region: 135-1730 (531 amino acids)
Biological process (GO): fatty acid biosynthetic process
Cellular component (GO): membrane
Molecular function (GO): acyltransferase activity, transferring groups other than amino-acyl groups
Source: RefSeq, a predicted model, not a curated record